Messenger RNA from Mesocestoides corti, 390 nucleotides. Lineage: Eukaryota; Metazoa; Platyhelminthes; Cestoda; Cyclophyllidea; Mesocestoididae. The record is from the annotation of a GenBank genome assembly.
AUGCAGAAGUCACUGGAUUCCAUGCGAUCUGAAGUUGGUGGUCACACGUACCUGCGACGUUUCCCACGUCAUUCUCAGCAAAUUUGCAGGGCAAAACGCAUCGAGACAGCCUCGCAGUGCCAGCGAAGACUUUGCCAGGGGUUCAGCGUAACCUCGACUGAGCCUUGUGCGUGCCUCAGGAUCCUGCGAUCGAUUUCCGCUCACCAGGCCAUCAGACCGCCACCCUUGCCGGCAUUUUCCGUCGUUGUGGAGGAGCUAUACACAGUGAUUCGUGAAGAACUUGUGGACUCUACGAUUGACAAGUGCGAGUUGAUUGGGGAAGUGGCUUCAACCUCUGACGAUGGUCUAUUCCACACUAAUUUUGCUUCGCACCUUCUAGGCGUCAACUAA